Molecule: messenger RNA, 1797 nt
Organism: Caenorhabditis sp. 36 PRJEB53466
Lineage: Eukaryota; Metazoa; Nematoda; Chromadorea; Rhabditida; Rhabditidae
Source: the annotation of a GenBank genome assembly
AUGUACCACCACUACCCGUUUGCAGCAUUUCCGGCACCCCCGAACUUCUCCCCGUUCUCCGCCUACGCACCUUCCGAUUCCUCAAUCUCCCUCCCAUUCGACAAUGUCUCUAUCUCGUCCACAAAGCCGAUUCGGAAGAUUCGAGACAAGCUGAUCGACAAGAAACAACGCCGCAACCGGACCACGUUCACCACCUUCCAGUUGCACGCACUCGAGGCCGCCUUCGACAAGAGCCACUAUCCGGAUGUGUACGCGAGGGAAGCGCUCGCUCAGAAGGUGCAGUUGCCGGAGGUUCGGGUCCAGGUGAGUUUUGUUGUUAGGGACUCGAACGGACGGAAAUAAUUCACGAGAUGAAAACGGGCGGCCAUGCUCGAAUAGUUAGUGUUAUUGGGAAGAGCGGGCCUUGUUUGUUCGAUAUUCCCUUUUUAUUCACUUUGAGCGAAAUUGGGGUGAGAAAACAGUGAGAGAGAGAGGCCGUGUUUUCGGGUAAGAAAGUGAGAGUGAAAACUCGGCGGGGACUACUGCAUAUUAGCAAAGUGACGGGUACUGUAGCUCUCUUUGUUGGCCAGUUAGUGAGCUGUCCCCGUUGGUUCUCUUCAAGAAUCGUAUCAUUUCAACGGAAGGAAGUCACCUAGUUUCCCGUUAGCGCAAUUAAUCUUUUUGACAAGAAGACGUCACACUUUCCUCCUUAAAUGACCUAUUACUCGACGCCUUUUGAAUCGAACUCCGGUACAAUCUCGGGUACAGCUGUGAAAUCGGAUCCCAUCCGGGAACAAUUAGCCAGUCGGGUCCACUCCAAAUUGGCACUUUCCCCUUCCCGACACUUCCUCUCCUGGCACCCCGACAAAUCCCAAUUUCUUCGAGCCAAAACAAAACAAAACAAAGUGGGAUAACAUCUGACUAAUCGUCGCUCCGCCUCCUCGAAUUUCUCGUUGUCAGGACACAUGCCCAUUUAGGGAUUACCUCAUUGUUUCGCUCUUGUUGCGGCCGCGACGGACGGUCCGUUCGCAAGAGUGACUUGACGGGAUUACUGUGGUGGACGGGCAGGAAUGCGGAGUUUAAUGGACUGGAGGAGCAAGAGAGUGACAACUUCCUAAUUGGGAAAAAACGGGAAGAAAAUGAAGUGACAACCAGCCAGACACGAGUUAGAGCAGCACCUUUUUGGGCUUCAGGUCUGGUUCCAAAACCGUCGUGCCAAGUUCCGGAGACAGGAGAAACAGGACUCGAACGGAGAGGAGAAGCCCUCGCUGAAGGACACGAUGCCCGCGUGGUCCUGGAUGAGCGAGAACAAGACGAUGGCGCCCGCGAUGCUCCCGCCGGCUAAUGUGCUCGCGCACCCGGCGGUUCCGGCUGGAACUGAGUUCUUCAAAGGAUCGGAAGCCAAAGGAUCGGAAGCCAAUUACACGUCAGUUUCCCUCCGGUUUCUCGCCCCUUUCAAUGCUGUGUUUCAGAUUCCCAUUCGUCGAUUAUCCGCCUGCGAACGAGUUGAUUCCGACGAACGUAAGCCACGUCAGCAAGAGCGGAAACGUUUUCCACUUGAACUUUGACGAAAUUGAAAAGAAAAACGGCAAGAAAGUGAGUUUCUCGUCUGAUUUUAUUGCCAAACGAUAUGUUCGGUCGUUUCAGGAAUCUCCGGCGUCUCAGUCGUCGAACAGUCAGUUCAUAGCCGAUUACCAGCAGUUCAUCCCCUACUACUUCCCAAAUCAGACGUUUCCGAACACUUUUAACAAUUAUCCGAUGCCGUUCUCUUACCCGAUCCCUUUCGAAAACCCUCAAAUUUCUCAGGAAAACUGCUAG